Messenger RNA from Coccidioides immitis RS, 1637 nucleotides. RefSeq names its product aspartate aminotransferase. Gene Ontology annotation, biological process: L-aspartate catabolic process; biosynthetic process. The transcript is spliced from 6 exons. The coding region runs from base 141 to 1424 and encodes 427 amino acids. The record is from RefSeq and is a predicted model, not a curated record. Lineage: Eukaryota; Fungi; Ascomycota; Eurotiomycetes; Onygenales; Onygenaceae. Gene Ontology annotation, molecular function: L-aspartate:2-oxoglutarate transaminase activity; pyridoxal phosphate binding. Gene Ontology annotation, cellular component: mitochondrion.
GGAAAAACAGUCAUAGCUUUGCCCACCUUCUUCCUCUCUUCUCCUCUCCUCUCCUCUCCUCGCCCAAUUCCACACAGCCCACCCCUCCAAGAAAAAAUUUUUGCCCUUGUCGUCGUAGAUUGGUCAUCGGCUUGUUCACAAUGCUCACCACCUUGAGAAUUGCCAGCCGCUCAGCUGCCACGAAGGAAGCCGGCGUUCGCGUCCUGGCGUACCGGCAAGCCUGCACUUGGGCCAAUGUCCCUCAGGGUCCUCCUGAUGCCAUCUUGGGGAUCACUGAGGCCUUCAAGGCUGAUUCCUUCAAGGAGAAGAUCAACCUCGGCGUUGGAGCUUACCGCGACGACCAAGGCAAACCCUACGUCCUCCCUUCCGUCAGAGCCGCCGAAACCAAAGUGGUAAACUCCAAGCUCGACAAGGAAUACGCGGGAAUCACUGGCGUUCCUUCUUUCACCAAGGCCGCUGCCGAGCUCGCUUUCGGCGCCGACAGCGCUGCCGUCAAGGAGGGCAGCAUCGCCAUCACACAGUCCAUCUCCGGCACCGGCGCGCUGAGAAUAGCCGCGGCCUUCCUGGAGCGCUUCUACCCUCACGCAAAGACGGUCUACAUCCCCAACCCGAGCUGGGCCAACCACGCCGCCGUCUUCAAGGACUCCGGCCUCGAGGUCGAGAAGUACAGAUACUACAACAAGGACACGAUCGGACUUGACUUCGAGGGCCUGAUCGCCGACCUCAAGGCCGCUCCUGCGCAGAGCAUCAUCCUGCUCCACGCGUGUGCGCACAAUCCCACCGGCAUCGACCCUACCCAGGAACAAUGGCUCCAGAUCUCCGAGGUCAUGAAGCAGAAGGGACAUUUUGCCUUCUUCGACAUGGCCUACCAGGGAUUCGCCAGUGGAGAUAUCAACCGUGAUGCCUUUGCCCUGCGGCACUUUGUGAGCCAGGGCCAGCCUGUUGUCCUCGCCCAGAGUUUCGCAAAGAACAUGGGUCUCUACGGUGAGCGUGUUGGUGCAUUCUCCGUCGUCUGCGAAUCGGCGGAAGAGAAGCAGCGCGUGGAUUCGCAGAUCAAGAUUCUCGUUCGCCCCAUGUACUCCAAUCCGCCCAUCCAUGGCGCCCGCAUCGCAUCGACCAUCCUGAACGACCCGACCCUGAACCAGCAGUGGCUCGGGGAGGUCAAGGGCAUGGCCGACCGUAUCAUCGAGAUGCGUGCCCUUCUCAAGAAGCACCUGGAAGAGCUGGGAAGCAAGCAUGACUGGAGCCAUAUCACCAGCCAGAUUGGCAUGUUUGCCUACACCGGACUCAAGCCUGAGCAGAUGGAGAAGUUGGCCAAGGAGCACUCCGUGUACGCCACCAAGGACGGCCGCAUCUCCGUUGCGGGGAUCACAACCGGCAACGUCAAGCGACUCGCGGAAUCCAUCUACAAGGUGACCGGCUAAAAAAACUGGGGGGGAUUAGUUUGUGGGGAAGCAGAUGAAACAGGCGGUUUUUCCCUAAAGCGCGCUUCCCACUCUAAUGACCGUGACAUAAACUUGACGUACUACUUUUCCUGCCUUUUUUUUUCCCUUUUUGGCUGAAAACGAAUUUCCUGAUGUACUUUUAAGGCCAUAUGUACUUCCAUGCAAGCGAUCAUGUUUCUUUAUCUUAUCAUC